This is a messenger RNA of Yamadazyma jaroonii, 789 nucleotides long. The record is from the annotation of a GenBank genome assembly. NCBI's taxonomy places the organism in Eukaryota, Fungi, Ascomycota, Pichiomycetes, Serinales, Debaryomycetaceae.
AUGAGUAUGGAUAGAAAAAUUAGUUUACCUAUAAUUCAAUCCAAGCAUUUAAAUAACAAUCAAUUACCAAUUCCAAAUGUCAAUGUGACACCUGAUACAAAUCCCAGUAAUUAUUGCUAUCAAAGUCCUUCGAUCACUCCCAGUCCUUCAGUGAUUGACGAUUCUAGUACAAGAGGAUCUCCAAGAUCUAAUGUGAUGAUUCUUCCAUCAAGUCAGUUCAACCCAUACAAUAUCAAUAAUGAUACUGCCCCAGGAUUUUAUUCAUACCCUGGAAUUCCUUCAUUUCCUCAUCAUUUACCAGGUACUAUGUCAACAGGUCAUUUACUUCAACAACCAAUCCCCCAAACAAACCAUAACUUACAAUCAUUUCAAAAUCUGUACCAACAAACCACUGACAUAAAUCAAGGAAAAUUGAAGAAGAAAGCCCGAAUAGAUAGAAAAUGCCUUAGAUGUGGCACUUCUGAUACUCCAGAAUGGCGAACAGGUCCUUAUGGUAGUAAAACAUUAUGUAAUGCUUGUGGACUCUAUCAUUAUAAACUAGUUAAGAAAAAAGGUAUUCUUUUUGCUAAUAAUGAAUUACUAAAGUAUAAGAUAGUACUUGAUAAAAAAGGUAGAAGAGUAGCUGUUGAUUCAGAAAAUCAUCCUCUCAGAGACGCCAAAGAAGAAUCACCAAUUUUACAGUAUAGUCCCAAUCACCUGUUUCAAUAUCACCCAAUCACCACUACUGUCUAUUCUUCCCAGGAUGUAGGAACCCUGAGCCCUGGCCGAGUGGUAAAAAAUAACGAAUAA